Messenger RNA from Carassius auratus (goldfish), 5741 nucleotides. RefSeq names its product metal regulatory transcription factor 1-like. Gene Ontology annotation, biological process: regulation of transcription by RNA polymerase II. The coding region runs from base 317 to 2578 and encodes 753 amino acids. NCBI's taxonomy places the organism in Eukaryota, Metazoa, Chordata, Actinopteri, Cypriniformes, Cyprinidae. The transcript is spliced from 12 exons. The record is from RefSeq and is a predicted model, not a curated record. Gene Ontology annotation, cellular component: nucleus.
CAGUGAUGUGAUGCUGUAGUGAAGUGAACUGAUCUGGAGUCUGAACGCUGAAUCUGUCAGAGAUGUGAUGUGCUGCUGUAGUGAAGUGAACUGAUCUGGAGUCUGUACGCUGAAUCUGUCAGUGAUGUGAUGAGAUGCUGUAGUGAAGUGAACUGAUCUGGAGUCUGUAUGCGCUGCUGUUCAUGAUGGUGCCGCUGGGGAGGAAUGAAGAGAGGACCCGAUACACAACAUUACAGAGGUCUCUAGCGUCUUUAUAGCACUGUCGUUUUGUCUUCGGGAUAUUAAUUAUGUUGACCGGACAGAAGCAGAUAAACUAAUGACUGGAGCUUCAAUACACAGCCGCAACAGAAGCAAGCACGAGGACACACGCCCAGGACUGAGCUCCUCCAUCAGGAUCAUGGGAGAGAAUGGCCCUCUCACGGUGACAGCCAUGCUCUUUGAGGACGAGGAAGAGGAUGUGGACAAACUGGGACAUGAGGAGGAAGAUGAGGACAAGAUGGCCGACUAUGACAAAGAUGACGACAUAAUCUCGGGACCCUCGUCCUCCUCGGGGAGGGUCUACGAUCGCACCACCGUGCUCAUCGAGCAGGACCCCAUCCGCCUGGACGAGGAGGGCGAGGAGGACGGCAUGUCCUUCCUGCAGGAGGGAGAGUGUGAGGGGGACGAGGGCUCUCUGGCCUUCAUGGGGGACCCGGAUGGCAUGUCGCAGGGAUACAUACACCACACCAUCUCUGCGGACCAGAUACAGUUCAUAAUCAACCCGGGGUCCACCCCUAUGCCGCGAAACAUUGAGGGCGCUACGCUGACGCUACACUCCGAGUGCCCCGAGACCAAGCAGAGAGAGGUGAAGCGAUACCAGUGCAUGUUCGAGGGCUGUACGCGCACCUACAGCACGGCGGGAAACCUGCGCACGCAUCAGAAAACACACCGCGGUGAAUACACGUUUGUGUGCAACCAGCAGGGCUGCGGCAAAGCCUUCCUCACAUCCUACAGCUUGAAGAUCCACGUCCGCGUCCACACGAAAGAGAAGCCCUUUGAGUGUGACGUGCAGGGCUGUGAGAAAGCCUUCAACACACUCUACAGACUGAAAGCACACCAGAGGCUGCACACUGGCAAGACAUUUAACUGUGAAUCAGAGGGAUGCACCAAGUACUUCACCACACUCAGUGACCUGAGGAAGCACAUCCGCACACACACGGGCGAAAAACCAUUCCGGUGUGAUCAUGACGGCUGUGGUAAGGCUUUCGCUGCUAGUCAUCACCUGAAAACACACGUACGGACACACACUGGAGAGAAGCCGUUUUUCUGUCCGAGCGAUGGCUGUGAGAAGACCUUCAGCUCUCAGUACAGCCUGAAGAGUCACAUUCGGGGUCAUGAUAAAGGUCCAGCGUUCACCAUGAGCAGUCACCCGCUGUCAGAGGAUGCGAAUCACUCGCUGUGCCUCAGUGAUUUGAGCCUCAUUUCCACAGACUCUGAGCUCCAGGAGAACCACAAUUCUCAGGGUUUGGAUCUGAACAGUGUCACCCCUAUACGAAUCUUUGAGCUGAUGUUCCAGAGUCCUGAGAACAGUGUCAGCCCGGACGACCCUAAACCCACAGAGAACCCAGCGGAGUCUUUUGGCCUUGAGCCGUCACCUCAGACAGCUGCUGCAGACGUGUCCACUCAGCCCCCUUCAUCCACCUCUUCCCCAUCCUGCUCCAUCACGAACCCUGAUGUGGAGGCUCAGACUCCGCCUACGACACGCCCCUCUCAGCCGGCCCCGCCCCCUCCCGCUGUCAGCAGCUCAUUACUGACCUCCAGUUUCCCCUGUGCUCCGCCCACCUCAUCACACUCACCCGAAGUGCCCGCUCCAUCUGCACCCUCAGUCACCCAGCACUACGUGACACUGACCUCUACAGCUCCACCGUCCUCCAGCACGCCGGCCGUGACCACUGAGGUGACGGCAGCAGUAACACACACGGUGCCUGUGGCUCCUCCUCCUCCUACGAUCACCAUCGCCCCCACACUCGGCCUGCAGCCCAGCAUCGUCAUGUCUGAUCAGAACCUGCAGUGGAUCCUCAGCAGUGCCGCCAGCGCACAGCAAAACCCUGAACAACAGGGCCCAAAAGUAGAGAAGGUCUUUUUUACAACAGCCAUUCCAGUCAGUGGACAUUCAGGGAACGCAGUGCAGCAGAUCGGUCUGAGUCUGCCGGUCAUCAUCAUAAAGCAGGAGGAGUCCUGUCAGUGUCAGUGUGCCUGCAGAGACUCGGCUAAAGACAAGAGCGCUGCUUCCUCGCUGGAGAAGCCGAAGAACACAUCACCUCCUCCUCCUCCUCCUCCUCCUGCUGCUGCGCCUCCUCCAGCUCCUCCUGCGCUCCCCGAAGAGCCUCCCUCCUGCUGCCCAUCCAAACAGAGCCCCGCUCAGACCCAGCAGGACAGCCUGGCCGCCCCGGUGACCCCCAACACCCCCAGCGAUGGCCUGGCCGGCAUAGAUGUCUCCGAUCUGCUCAGUCCAGACACCACAGCAAACAUAGAGGCUCUGCUGAUGGUGGCGGAUGAGUUCAGCAUGAGCGAUGGAGGCGGCAGCAGCGCCCCCUAGAGGCUCAGGCCUCACUCUACAUCUGUACCGUGUACAGAUGGGUAUCUCACACACACCUGUACCUCUCUCCCCAGACCUGUGUGAUCAGGACCCCAGUGAGUGGGUUUUGGUGCACUUUUAAGGGAGAGUAGCAGGUGGAGCAGUUUAGGGCACCAGGAGAAGUAGCUUAGUCGCUUCUCAAAAUGAUUUGAGUCUCUGUAGUGUGUUAACCCCGCUGUCUUGGUAGAUUAUUUCAGAGCUUGUUUAAAGAUCUAAAUCUGCUUCUAGAGAUUCUCCGUAUUAAACCAGAUGAGUUUGGGCCCGGCCACAUGCUGUGCUUGAGUUUAGACUUGAAACCCCCUGGAUUGAUUCACUGGUGUGUCUGAGACUUCAACACAAAGCCCUGCGUCACAGAUUGUGGCUAAUGAAGUCAUCUACGGAAACGUUGAAGUAUUUUAUGUCUAAUUUAUUAGAAAGGCUGCAGUUCUCGAAAUGAUAAUAAUAAUGUGAUCUGUUGAGAUUUUAUUUUACAGUUUGUCACUCUUGAUAAACUGCGGUCAACAUUUACCUGCCUAAACGUAAACGUAAUUUAGGAUUGUUUGGCUGCCUAUAACUUAGUAUUUAAUUUAUGUAUGUUAAUUUAUGAAAAUACUCAAUUGUUGGAUAAAUGUAACUCUUUUUCCAAACUUUUCACUAUAUAUUUCUAGAUUUUCCCCAAACUAAGUGAAUCUCACGAAACCCAUCUGGGUCAUAUUUCCCACAAUCCAAAAAAUAUAUAAAAUGGUCAUUUUUGCCUAAAGAAAAUUAACCCUAUUUCAUUAUAGUAAUGUAAAAAUAAUAUAAACAAUAAAUAAAUAUGAAUAUAUUAUUUAAACUGAAUUGAAUUUAGACUAUUUUAAUAUAUAUAUAUAUAUAUAUAUAUAUAUAUAUAUAUAUAUAUAUAUACACAUUAAGAAUUAGGUGUUCGUUCCCAUAGCAAUGUUUUUUUUCUUGUAACAUGAUUUACUAAUUUGUUUUAAUAAUAUAAUGGCCAUGAUUUAGUAGGAGGAAUCAAAUUUACUAUAUCAUGGCCACAAUUUAUAAGUUCACUCCCUUAUUGUAGUAAAUUGUGGCUACUAUUUACUGAAUCAGUCCCUUGUUUUGGUUGAAUUGGUAUGUGGCCAUGACUUGUUAAAUCAGAGGGACAAAUUAGUAAAUUGUGGAAAUGAAUUAACAAGUCAUGGGAAGAAGUUCUUAAAGGGACAGUUCACACAAAAUAAAAAAUGCGGGGUGAACUACCCCUUUAAUUUGUAGCCACAAUAUAUAGUCUUUUCCUUUUUUUCCCCCUUUUGAAUUUUGGAUGAAAUAUGAUCACUCUUGAAUUCUCUGUGAUGAAAUCAGACACUUUAGCUGUUGUGAUAGGCAUGUGGUUGGGUUUCCUUUAGGGUUUUUUCCCCAUCAGAUGUCACGGAUCUCUCUUCCCCUUCUUUUAUCAGUGUCUCCCUGCACUUUUUCUUUCGUGAACCCCGUUUCUAAACCCGCGUGAGUCUCUUGUGACCCGCUCAGGGAUACCGAAAAACAAGCAGCAGUAUAUUCUGAGAUGAUAAGUGUGUGUGUGUGUGUGUGACCAGAUAAGCAGACACGACUCAUCUGACCUGUUGUUUUGAACCUGCUUGUAGUGCACUACCCAGCCACGGUUCAGCCGAACCACUGCUGUAUAGAGGCUCUGAAGAGCUGAUGACAUGUAAAUACAUAGUACCUUUGAGAUGAUACAUGUUUAAGCCUUUAGAUUGUAUUUGUAUUUUUGUAUAGAACUGUGGGUGUGAGAUGAGAUGAGAUGAGAGACGUGACUCUGCACUGCCUUUACUGUCACCUGUGCAUCUCUUAUGCAGUAUGUAGUUCUCCACAGAUCCUUGUGUUUCAGACUCAAGUAGGACAGGUAUCGCCUUACAUCUCAUGAUAGUCAUUUCAUUUCAGCGUGGACUAGACAUGGAGAAUUUGAAUCGGAUAGAUAUUACCGAGCGAGCCUUUUCCGAUCCUGUGCCAAAUGAAACGGUGGACUGACAGUGAUGCUUCAUUGCGCUGGUAGCUCUGUGUACAUCGCUCCUAAAAUCUUAAGCAGUUGCUUUAUUUAUCCACUACAUUUUCUUUUAAAUAUCUAUUAAUGGGACCUGUGCAAACCUAGUACUAGAACAUUAUCAUGCGAUCUGUCUGAACAACAGUUUUUCACUAAUAAAUGCACGCACUUUGGGGUCCAGCCAAUAUAAUGAUCAACCGUACCUUAAUAAUAAUAAUAAUAAUAAUAAUGCACAAUCUUUUCGACCUUAUUGUUCUGUUUGCAUAUUUUGCGUAUGAGUUUGGACAAGUUACUUAACAUGAAAGAUUCAUUUUGACUGAAGGCAGUUAUUAAUCAUCACCUAACUAAAAUAAGUAACUAUGCAAUGUCAGAGCAUAUAGAAAAAACUUCAAAUCACUCCAUCUGUACAUGUUCAUAAGCAAGAUAUCAUGUGUCAGCAUUCAGUGAUCAUUAGUUAUUAUUUAAAGAAAUGGCCGUAUUUCAAGUUUAAAGCCUUUUUUUUUUUUUGAUCACUUAAGUCUCAUUUAUUAAAAUGUUUGUUGUGUACAGUUAUGUUUGGCGUGAUGUAAUCAGUUUUGUUUUGUAUCUGGGCAUUGCAAUGUUAUAUAUGUAUAUUGUUUCCUGUUGAAAAUUAUUGCUGCUUCGAUGUAUUUUAUUUUAUUGACCCGUACCUAACAUGAAAAUCUUGCAUUUGUUUUAAUGUUAGAAAAAUACUGUUGAAGUAACUACUUGCUUGCCUGUCAACCCUUCUGCUUUCAUUCUUGCUCAAGGUUGUUUUUUUCUUCUCCACCUUCAUCCGGUGCCAUCAUCAUCAUGUUUUCAUUCACAUGGGUCUUUUUCAGCCAUUAACUUAUGAUUUAAUACAACAAAUUAGCUUAAUAAACAAUUGCUUUUGGUUCUUCUGGUUCAGGCUGGUGUUGGUCGAGUCUCAGAAGCUUGAGGUAAAGAGGAAACUAAUGCUUCCAUGAGGACUGCUUUUGAUACCCGAAGUGUGAGGAAACUGUAAAGAGCUGUAUUUUUGAAGAAUGUAUAAUGUGAAAUUUUUCUCAUAUGCUUGUUUUGUACAAAGUAUUAUGGCAAAGUAAUAACUUUUUGAAUCAAAAAGCAAUACAAUACCAGUAAAAUCCU